AUGGAUCUGCCCUGUUACCAUGGCCCUCUGACCAAGCAAGACUGUGAGACCUUGCUGCUCAAGGAAGGAGUGGAUGGCAACUUUCUGUUAAGAGACAGCGAGUCUAUGCCAGGAGUCCUGUGCCUCUGUGUCUCGUUUAAAAAAUUAGUCUACACAUACCGAAUCUUCAGAGAGAAACAUGGGUAUUAUGAGAUACAGACUGUGGAAGGUGCUCCAAAGCAGAUCUUUCCGAAUCUCAAGGAAUUAAUUUCCAAAUUCAAAAAGCCAAAUCAAGGGCUGGUGAUUAACCUUUUAAACCCAAUAAAGAGAACCAGCCCCUGCCUGCGAUGGAGAAGUUCGAAAUUAGACUUGGAAGCCAUUUAUGAGAACAGUGCUGAUGACUAUGUGGAUGUCUUGCCUUGA
Carlito syrichta (Philippine tarsier) is the source of this 402-nucleotide messenger RNA. It is a transcript of the gene SH2D1B, whose product is annotated as SH2 domain containing 1B. The transcript has 4 exons. Lineage: Eukaryota; Metazoa; Chordata; Mammalia; Primates; Tarsiidae. Bases 1 to 402 code for a protein of 133 amino acids. The record is from RefSeq and is a predicted model, not a curated record.